AUGGCCCCGCCGCCGGCAAUGCAGAGCCCAGGAGAGCUAGACGGCGGCGCCUACGACGCGCCGCACGUCCUAUUCAUCCCGAGCGCCGGCAUAGGCCACCUGACCCCCGUGUUCCGCGUCAUCGCAGGCUUCUCGAGCCGGGGCAUCGACGUCUCCGUGGUGACCGUCCUGCCCACCGUGUCGGCCGCCGAGAUGGACUACUUCAACGGCCUCUUCGCGGACUACCCCGGCGUCCGCCGGGUCGACAUGCACCUCUUGCCGCUGGACGCCUCCGAAUUCACUAGCGAGGACCCGUUCUUCCUCCGGUGGGAGGCCCUGCGCCGCUCCGUCCACCUCCUCCGCCCCAUCAUCACCAACGCCGCGCCGCGCAUCACAGCCAUCAUCACCGACAUCACCCUGACCUCCUGUGUCAUCCCCAUCGCCAAGGAGCUGGACGUCCCGUGCCACGUCCUCUUCCCCACAGCCGCCACCAUGCUCUCGCUGAACGCCUACUACCCCGGCUAUCUCGAGCAGCUCAAGGGUGGGCCGGCGCCGGGCGUGGUCGGUGAUGUCGACAUCCCCGGUGUGUUCCGCGUCCCGCGGUCCGCCCUCCCGCCGGCGCUCCUCGACGUCAACAAGCUCUUCACGAAGCAGUUCAUCGACAACGGCCGCGAGAUGGUCAGAGCCGACGGCGUCCUCGUCAACACGUUCGACGCUGUGGAACCGGCGCCGCUCACCGCCCUGAGAGGCGGCAAGAUCGUUCCCGGGUACCCUCCGGUGUACACCAUCGGCCCACUCAAGUCGCACGCCACGAAAGCCGGCGACAAAGCAGGAGGAGCAGGUGACGCCUUGCUUGACGAAUGGCUAGGUCAGCAGCGAGCGCGAUCAGUGGUGUACGUGGCUUUCGGCAACCGCAGCGCCGCCAGGCUGGAUCAGAUCCGGGAGAUCGCCGCCGACCUGGAGGCCUGCGGCUACCCUUUCCUGUGGGUGCUCAAGACCACGAAGGUGGACCGGGAGGACGACGCCGAGCUUGCGGAGGUGCUCGGUGACGGGUACCUUGAGCGUGUGAAAGGGCGCGGCACCGUGACCAAGGGGUGGGUGGAGCAGGAGGCCCUCCUGAAGCACCCGGCCGUGGGCAUGUUUGUGAGCCACGGCGGGUGGAACUCGGCGCUUGAGGCGUCGUCCGCAGGUGUGCCGCUGCUGGUGUGGCCGCAGCUCGGCGACCACCGCGUGAACGCGAUGGCGGCGGUGAGCGCGGGCAUCGGGGCGUGGGCGGAGCACUGGAGCUGGGACGGGGAGGACACGCUGGUGACCGGGCAGGACAUCGCCGACAAGGUGAAGGAGGUUAUGGCCGACGAGAAGUUGAGGGCGAGCGUGGCGGUGGCCCGCAAGGAGGCUGCAAAGGCCGUCGCGGAGGGCGGCACGAGCUACCGUAACAUGCAUGACUUCAUUGCCAAGCUCAAGGGAGUAGCUUGA
Molecule: messenger RNA, 1455 nt
Organism: Miscanthus lutarioriparius
Lineage: Eukaryota; Viridiplantae; Streptophyta; Magnoliopsida; Poales; Poaceae
Source: the annotation of a GenBank genome assembly